AUGCCCGGAAUGAUAUAAAUAAUCAGGUAAUUCAUCGACUUCCUUGCAUUUUUCUUUUACAAGCCACUGUGAACGGUUCAGAAAUAACGAAAGUGGAAAAAGAGGACAAUUUUGAAGAUGGGAAAAUUAAUAUGUAUGUUUUUACUUUUAAUCGUUUCAAAGAAUCUCGUAUUGGGUCGUUCUACGAUAUUUCGAGACAAUUUUAUAUCGGGUCUAAGAUACGUAAGGUCGGCCGAAAAUGAAUAUCCGGAAAUUAAAACGAACAACGAAAAUACACAGAACGACAACCCUGAUAUAAGUAUCAAUACAUCGAAUGAUAGCAACUCAAAAAAAUUGGAGUAUAAUAAUGAAAAUUCCAAGGAAGGUCAUGGUCAUUUAAGACACAUAUUUGGAGGCCAUACAAAAUCUGAUAAUUCAAAAGAUUCACAAAAUGAUGAUUACGAUGAAGAGAGUAAAAAAUCACAUGGCUCAAAAGACGGAGCAGGUAAUAACUCCAAUAUAAACAAUGGAAGUGGAAGUAGUUCUAUAAACACUGGAAAGACUGGAAAUAGCAAACAACAAAGUACAGAAGACAACGAAAAUAGUUCAGAAACCAGCAAUGACUCUAAACAAAAAGAUAGUUCAGGAAAAAAUAAUAAUUCUAAAGAAAAAGGCAGUUCAGGAAAUAGCAAUGACUCUAAAGAUGGCAACAGUUCAGAAGACAGCAAUCAAUCUAAAGACAAUGACAGUUCAGAAACCAGCAAUGAUUCUAAACAUAAAAAUAGUUCAGGAAAAAAUAAUAAUUCUAAAGAAAAAGGCAGUUCAGGAAAUAGCAAUGACUCUAAAGAUGGCAACAGUUCAGAAGACAGCAAUCAAUCUAAAGACAAUGACAGUUCAGAAACCAGCAAUGAUUCUAAACAUAAAAAUAGUUCAGGAAAAAAUAAUAAUUCUAAAGAAAAAGGCAGUUCAAAAAACAGCAAUGAUUCUAAAGAUGGCAACAGUUCAGAAGACAGCAAUCAAUCUAAAGACAAUGACAGUUCAGAAACCAGCAAUGACUCUAAACAUAAAAAUAGUUCAGGAAAGAACAAGAAUUCUAAAGAAAAAGGCAGUUCAAAAAACAGCAAUGAUUCUAAAGAUGGCAACAGUUCAGAAGACAGCAAUCAAUCUAAAGACAAUGACAGUUCAGAAACCAGCAAUGACUCUAAACAUAAAAAUAGUUCAGGAAAGAACAAGAAUUCUAAAGAAAAAGACAAUUCAGGAAAGGGGAAUAAUUCUGAAAAUAAUUCUAAUGAUGAUAGUUCAGAAGAUAAUUCAAAUUCCAAAAACGACAAUAACGAUAAAAAACACAAAAGAAGUGAAGAUAAUAAUAAUACAGGAUCAUCUGAUAAUUCUAGCAAUAAUAAUAAUAAUAAUAAUGAUAACACUGGGACUAGCUUAACAGGAACAGGAGAAAACAGUUCAAUGUCUGGAGGGAAUAUCUUGUCUAACUUAGUAGAAUUUGUAUAUAAUCUAUUGGCUUCCAUACUGAAUCCCAUAAUAAACUUGGUCACAUCACUUAUCAGAGGCAUAAUAAACUUGGUCACAUCACUUAUCGGAGGCAUAGUAAACUUGGUCAUAUCACUUGUCGGAGGCAUAGUUAAACUUAUAACAUCUAUACCAUCUGUAUUAGGAAACCUACUUCAAGGAAUUGUUAAUCUUCUAUAUAACAUAUUAUCUAAUCCCACAAACAUAGUAGGAUACUUGGUAGAUGCUAUAAUCAAUCUCCUCGAAAGUAUAUUUAAUCUUAUUGAAUCGUUACUAAGCAAUAUUUUAGAAGCAGUUGUAAAAUUCUUAGAUUCAAUCUUACCCAAAAGUUUAACAUCAUUGCUUGGCAUUUAAGGUUUUGUUUCCAAUUAAUAAUCGACUAUGUCUUAUAUCCAUUAUAUGUAAAACAAUAAAAACAUUAAUCAAAAUUAUACAAUGAAAUAUAAUGAAUGAAUAAAUA
Molecule: messenger RNA, 1963 nt
Organism: Vespa crabro (European hornet)
Lineage: Eukaryota; Metazoa; Arthropoda; Insecta; Hymenoptera; Vespidae
Product: dentin sialophosphoprotein-like
Exons: 3
Coding region: 118-1857 (579 amino acids)
Source: RefSeq, a predicted model, not a curated record